CUCAGUUUAAGCGCGCAGACUGUCAGAGAACCGUAAUUCCUAAGUAAACGCCUCCUUUGCUCUGACAGCUCCAAGGAAAUCUCUCGGUAAAGAGGUCUAUUAGCUUCUGAAAUUGGUUAUUUUCAAAUCACUGAACAAUCAGCGUUCAUGUGCAUUCCAGUCUUCAACCGUUGGUGUGAAAGUUUUGGAAACUGCUUCAAGCAGCCGGGCCUUCGUAAGAAGUAGUUAACUCGACAGACCAAUGAGUGCCAGUGACCGGUUCGCUGACAUUGGAUAUAUGAUCACACAAAGAAGCGAAAACUCGAAUCGUACCAAACGCACGGGAGGAACCGGUACCCUGAUUGAUUGACGUGUCGGACCAGACAGUCGGAAGGAUGGAUGUUCGACUAUUGUGUCAGACCACUUGAACCAAUGCCAAACAGCUCUACAUAGACUCCUUCAUCAGAAGACGUGGUCGUGCUGUCCCACACCUCUCAUCAUAUCGUGGCCGCGUCUGUCUGAUUCGUCAGCUGUCGUCCAAUCAGCUUUCAGCAUUGCAGAAGAAGUCACCCUCUGCCCGACAAAUGCACUCUACCUGGUCCGACGGCAUGACAGAAAAUGCAGCUUGAGACGCAAAACACAUAUGAGGAUCACAUAUGAGGUUUCACAUGUUCUGAUAGGCGUGAAUCAGCGUGUCUGGUUUUGAUCAAGUACAAUAACCAAGUCAAUUCUGGCACGUGUUCAACAGGGCCUUUAAAAAACAGUGCUUUCACAAACAGAGGAGUGUAGAAAAAAUGAAUUCCGACACCUGGAAUGAACUUCAACAACUGCUCUUGCAACGGUUGUGUUCGACCAGUCUUCAACCAAGCGCGAGAAUGGAAGAAGUCUGUAACUGCUCACAAUGUCAGCUCGAACAGCAUAGUCGCCGAAGCAGUUUCAGCAGUGACGCAAGCAGUGUAAGGUCAUCCAGUAGUGAGUUAAAAUUUGGAGUUGAUGCCAUACUGAACGUGGGAAAUAAUCUGCACAUUCGUCAUCAAUCUCCUGGCAAAUCCAAGUUUUUGAACCCAACGCCGUUACCAAACUAUACUUCUUGUUACCCCAAUUCAUUACUUAAUGUCUUGCAAAGCAAGCAACUUGACCUAAAACGUGAUCAAAAAAUCGAUAUGAUACGAAAUAUCAUGGUGGAUUUCCAUGCCAAAAAUGAAUUUGGACAAGCUGCGAACACAACUGAGAACCCCAACCAAGACAAUAUCUUGCGAGGACAAGGAAAAAGGCAGCGUUCUAACGUACAACACUUCAUGCGGGAUAAGUCGGGGAUGUCCGCGGGCCGUUCGAGAGUUCAGCAGAUAAAACCCAUCAUUGACGCACCAGUUCUGGGAAGCAUACAACAUGUGGAAUUUGUUAACAACGGAGCAGGAAUCAAGAAUCCAUUAGCAUGCGCGAGCAAGUUCGAACGCGAAGUGCUCAGUCAGCUUUAUGGUGAACAGCUCAGUACUAACGAAUAUCUCUGCAGAGCUUGUGGCAAACGCUUUCAUCUAUUCCGUCUCCUGACGCGUCAUGUGAAAUGUCACAGUCAGAUGCGUCGCUAUUUAUGCAAGUAUUGUCUCAAAGGAUUCAACGACACCUUCGAUUUGAAACGACACACUCGGACACAUACAGGUGUUCGCCCUUACAAAUGUACCGAGUGUGGAAAGGCAUUUACUCAGCGUUGCUCUUUGGAAUCACAUUGUAGAAAAGUUCAUGGUCAACCGCUGCCAUAUGCAUUCAAAGAACGACGUACCAAACUCUAUAUUUGCGAAGAAUGUGGGUACAAUACGCAGGACUUGGAGCAGUUUUGCGAACACUCACAUGAAACCGACCUUAGUAUGGAAAAGACCUGCCCACCCCGAAGAUCCACAAGCGAGAAAAAAUUGGACCAAGAUAACGCAUUACACUCUGAUAAUAUGUAUCAUCCUUCGCCAGGAUGCGAACCAUUUACCCGUCCCUCAUCAGCCUUUGUGAUCCCUCACGGUCAUCAAACAACACACAACCUCACUACUAGGAUUGACCGCUUUGUUCACCGUGUAUCACACUCAGCUGCAGCUUCUGUACGCCGGACUUCAGCAACAACCCUGAAUACUUCGAAGUCUGUUUUCAAAUCCCGAAAACCGAUCUACUUAGUUGCCUUUGGUGUUCGUACACUGAAGCAAAGAGGACAACAGGACGCGAGUAAUGUAGUUGAUCUGAAUGUCCCCUCACUCUUUUCCGGGUUCUUGCUGCGAAACUCCGGUGAUGAAGAGGCCCUUGCAGCUGGAUAUGUUGGAGUGGGUAUUGUAUUGAGCGACCGAGAGGAAGCGUCUUCACUUGCUCGGAUACCCGUUGAUAGUCGCCUCUGCGCGGUUCGUUUGGCAACGUCGGUAAAAGAAUCUCGCGAAAGUGAGGACCACCAUAACCCGUUUAUUGUGUCUGCUUUCGAACCAACGAACUGUAGCUCCGAAUCUGCCACACAGUUGCUAUGGCGCUUUAGGUGCUCAUUCACAAGAGACUAA
Messenger RNA from Opisthorchis viverrini, 2507 nucleotides. RefSeq lists its product as hypothetical. Gene Ontology annotation, molecular function: RNA polymerase II cis-regulatory region sequence-specific DNA binding; DNA-binding transcription factor activity, RNA polymerase II-specific. Bases 774 to 2507 code for a protein of 577 amino acids. The record is from RefSeq and is a predicted model, not a curated record. The transcript has 7 exons. Lineage: Eukaryota; Metazoa; Platyhelminthes; Trematoda; Opisthorchiida; Opisthorchiidae. Gene Ontology annotation, biological process: epidermal cell differentiation; regulation of transcription by RNA polymerase II. Gene Ontology annotation, cellular component: nucleus.